This is a messenger RNA of Cydia strobilella, 1538 nucleotides long. Its product is annotated as facilitated trehalose transporter Tret1-like. Lineage: Eukaryota; Metazoa; Arthropoda; Insecta; Lepidoptera; Tortricidae. The transcript is spliced from 4 exons. The coding region runs from base 55 to 1521 and encodes 488 amino acids. The record is from RefSeq and is a predicted model, not a curated record. Gene Ontology annotation, molecular function: transmembrane transporter activity. Gene Ontology annotation, biological process: transmembrane transport. Gene Ontology annotation, cellular component: membrane.
UUAUAUUACAACGUGAUUUUAACUAUCCCUUCAUGACACUGGCACACCGCUAAAAUGAAACAGUUUUUAAAACAGGCGUUCGUAGUAAGCGGAGCAGCGCUGAACAUCGCCGGUCAUGGCUGUGCUCAUGGCUUUCCAGCUGUACUGUUCGCACAACUUAGCGACACGCGACAACCACUGCACCUUACCGCACACGACAUGUCGUGGAUAGCCUCAGCGGUCGGCGCCAUGGGUAUCGUCGGCAACUUCAUAUCACCCGUCUUGAUGUCGCGUUUCGGCCGACAGAAGGCGAACCUGAUCUCCAUCGUACCUGCUUUACUCGGCUGGAUAGUUUUCGUCUUAGCCAACAGUGUUCCCAUGUUCCUUAUAGCCAGGCUCCUACAUGGUCUAGCAUUAGGCUUAAGGACUCCUCUGGCAGCUAUUCUAGUAGCAGAAUAUACGGACCCGAAAUACAGAGGCGCUUUCUUAGGAACGUUCGCUAUAUCUUUAGGUCUAGGGAUAUUUUUAUCCCAUCUUUGGGGAGCUCAUUUGACAUGGAAGGUGACUGCUAUGGUAUGUGCUGUUUUCCCAGUGAUAGCUUUAGGAAUUAUUAGUUUGUCACCAGAAUCACCAAGCUGGUUGGUGUCGAAGGGAAAAUAUGAUGAGGCGAAGAAAGCAUUCAGGUGGUUAAGAGGCAAUGGGGUGGAGCAACAAGCAGAAUUAGAAGCCAUGAUAGAGGCACAGAAAAGAGAAACGUUAGUUGCAGAAGAGAAACGUGUGGAGAAACGGUUUUUGAAGAGAUUCGUCGACUCUUUAAAAGAGGUGUUGAAGAUCUUCAGGAAAGUGGAGUUUUAUAAACCUUCAAUAAUAGCUAUAAGCAUGUUGAUUGUAUUUGAGUUCGGAGGAGCUCAUAUGAUUCCAGCAUAUGGAAAUGAGAUCUUGAAAGCAGUUUUAGAUAAGAAAGACGCUAGCGAGGUAGUCUGGCAAUUCACUGUUAUCGAUUUACUUAGAACAGUGUGUGCAUUUUUCGCUAUAUUCCUCUUGAAAAUCUUUAAACGAAGAACUAUUCUUUUUACCAGUGGGAUUAUGACUGUGUUAUCUUUAACUUUAAUAUCAGUAUUUGUAUAUUUGAGACAGGCUGAUGUCUUCUCAAGCUCUUUAUUUUUAGACGCAGCUCCAAUGACAUUAAUGUUUCUUUAUACAUUAUCGUUUUGUUUAGGUUUAGUUCCAUUAACUUGGGUUAUAUGCGGUGAAGUAUUUCCAUUGGCUUAUAGAAGUUUAGGAUCUACGUUAUCUACGUCAUUCUUGACUCCAGCAUUUGUGGUCUCUAUGAAGACUGCUCCUCAUCUGUAUUCCUCGAUUGGAGUUCAAGGAGCUUUCUUAGUAUAUUCAGCUCUAUUAUCAGUGUGCCUUAUUAUAAUUUAUGCCUUAUUGCCAGAGACAAAAGAUCGGACUUUGCAAGACAUUGAAGAUAGCUUUAAAGGCAAACGGGAAAAGGACGUAGAGUGUGAAAUGAGUCUUAUGGGCAAAGAUAUGCUCUAGUGAGAGAGAAGCUAUAA